GAAUGAAGAAGUCACCGCGCAAAAAGAAAUGUAUUUGCAAUACCAUUGCUAUUCUCAAACAGAUUACUGGAAACCCCGAGCCACUGAAACAAACAGAAUUAAAUAAAAUCCGCUUGAACUUGUGUACGGAAAGAAAUUCAGAUGGAACUGGUCAUUUGGUGCUAAGAGGCAAAGAUAUUUACGAUAGAUAUAAACGACGUAUUACGGAUGCAGAUAUAAAAGCUAUUUGUCGGUACAUAAAAGAAGAACCGCGGAGAAUCACAAAAGUCGAUCUGAGCUACAAUAGUGUAACAGAUGUGGGCUUCUUCAAAUUAUUGAAAAAUAUUCUUGUAAAAGCCCGAUCGAGUGUUAUAAACUUGAACAUAAUGAACAAUAACAUUACAGAAGCAUCAAUUUUGAAUUUAGCAAAAUACGCACAGUUAGUGAAACUGAAAUAUUUAAGAUUAAACGGCAACGAUUUUGGAGUAAAAGGAGCUGAAUAUUUUGCGGACUUUCUCAAAAAGAACGUAUCUCUUCAAUACUGUGAUAUUGGGCAAACAAAUCUGACUUUAACAAGUGUAUCCCAUAUUAUUACAGCGCUUCGGUAUGACCACGGAGGCAAUACCACUUUAAAAGUACUAGAUCUCAGUCGAAUAAUACCUUCGUUCAAUCGUUAUUCAUACGAAACUAAAUGGUUAGCUUACCACUUAGAAUAUCUCCUAGAACAGAACUCGACAAUAAUCGAAUUGCAUUUGCAAAAGAACCAAUUGAUCGGGCACGAUGUGGAAUAUUUGGAUAGAGGCCUUCGUAGAAACGAUACUUUGCUAUAUUUGGAUCUAGGUUACAACAGAAUCGGUGAAUACGGAGCUGAAUUACUUGGCAAAUAUUUAGCUGACAGGCCCCAAUUAAUUUUCUUGAACUUAGCUGGGAAUGGAAUAAAAGAUACGGGAGCGAGAGCAUUGAGUUUCGGUCUACCUUAUUCGAAAAUUCGAGCGUUAGACGUGGGGCAUAAUAAAAUUACCGAUGACGGUAUUCUAGACAUAUUGAAUACGUUAAAAAAGUAUUAUUACUUGCGUUUCUUGAAUAUAUGGGGGAACACAAUAACACAUGAAAGUUGUGUUGUAAUAGAGAGGAUGUUGAUCAGCGGAGCGUUGUUCCAACACACAAUUGAUUUAAAACUGUACGAAGUAGACGAUGUUCUUCAUGCAGCGUAUUACCCGAAUCCGGCAGAUAGAAAUAAGCACCUGUAUUACGAUGAAUUGGACUACGGUUGCGCUCAACCCGUUUAUCACAUAAUCAGGAAUGUGGUGGAAGAGAAGAAAGUCGUUAAGGUCGAUUGUAAACAACGCCAUAAACUCGAUAAAACGGAUAAAAAUAGGUUCUGAAAAGUAGUGAACGCAAAACGUUCGUACGAAACGAUAGUGAUUUAAAUGAAUGGUAUCAAACUUUCGUAGCAACCCCUAAGGUAAAAUCUUAGAUGG
Pararge aegeria (speckled wood butterfly) is the source of this 1460-nucleotide messenger RNA. Its product is annotated as leucine-rich repeat-containing protein 34-like. The record is from RefSeq and is a predicted model, not a curated record. Gene Ontology annotation, molecular function: protein binding. The transcript has a single exon. Lineage: Eukaryota; Metazoa; Arthropoda; Insecta; Lepidoptera; Nymphalidae. The coding region runs from base 3 to 1364 and encodes 453 amino acids.